Molecule: messenger RNA, 1380 nt
Organism: Salvia hispanica
Lineage: Eukaryota; Viridiplantae; Streptophyta; Magnoliopsida; Lamiales; Lamiaceae
Source: RefSeq, a predicted model, not a curated record
UGAUUGCGAUACAGCAAAAUUCUCGCGAUGGAGAACGGAAGCAGCUGUUUCUUUUCCUAUGUAGGAUUCCUCAAUUUUCCGAUUUUGCUGAUAAUUGGCGCUUCUACCUUGCUUUUGUUCCGGAUUUUGUAUGUUAUACAUCGAAGCAGCAAACAAUUACACAAUAGACCUCCAGGACCUCUGAGUACCUUGAUAGUUCUAGGUUCAGGUGGUCACACUGCAGAGAUGCUAAACCUGUUAGCUGUUAUGCAGAUGGAGAGAUUUAAACCUAGAUACUAUAUCGCUGCUGCCACUGAUAACAUGAGCCUUCAGAAAGCUCGUGUGAUGGAGGACACCUUGAAGAACAAGGCAGAAGCUGAGACAGUAGGCACUUCAGAUUUUAUGCAAAUUUACCGAAGUCGCGAGGUUGGCCAGUCUUACAUAACUUCAGUUGGCACAACUUUAGCUGCUUUAGCCCAUGCAUUAUGGCUAAUGAUCAAAAUCAGACCUCAAGUGAUUUUGUGCAAUGGGCCUGGGACUUGUAUACCACUAUGUGCCAUUGCUUUUGUUUUCAAGGUUUUGGGGAUCAGGUGGUCGUCCAUUUUCUAUGUUGAGAGUAUUGCUAGAGUCAGAAGGUUAUCUUUGAGCGGGUUACUCCUUUACAAACUACGGAUGGCUGAUCAAAUAUUUGUGCAGUGGCCACAGCUGAAGAGCAAAUACCCUCGAGCUAAUUAUGUUGGUCGUCUCAUGUAACACGACUCUUGUUCUUGCUCCUUUUAGGUUUCCGGCGGCGGAUCCACAUGUCCAUUUUGGGUGGGAUGAUGAUGAACAAGAAAAUGGUGAUAAACAUAAGACAGCGAACCCCACAGAGCCAACAACAAAGCCACAACCUUGACACCACUCAUCUCAUCCUUGAAAACCACGACCGCAACAACCGGCACGACGCCCACACCCACAGCGCUCACCACAUUCCCGAACACAGCCGAGAUCUUGAUAAUCAAAGCCACCAUCCCCACCCCAAACACCUGCCACGCCGCCGCCGAACCCACCACCACCGCCGCGUACCCCGCCUUCCCCAUUUCAAACCCCUCAACCUCCCCCUUCAGCUGCCACCACUCCCCGCUCCCGAAAAGCCCCAACACGAGCACCAAACUCGCCACCAUCGACUCGUAGAAAAUCACGUCCAUGAUCUCCUUCACCGUCUGCCGCCUCAACACCUUCCCGUACGCCAGCUGCUCGGCUGACUGCACCAGUGCGUACGCUGCCGCGCCGCCCAGCGUGCACGCGAACCCCGCCACGUACUUACCUCCGGGCGCCGCCAAGGCCGCGCCCGGCUGCAGGGCGAGGAGGACCGAGGAGAGUGUGAGGAGGAACACGGAAUUGAUAGCUGUGGGGCUGAGU